Thamnophis elegans (Western terrestrial garter snake) is the source of this 2541-nucleotide messenger RNA. It is a transcript of the gene TTC27, whose product is annotated as tetratricopeptide repeat domain 27. Lineage: Eukaryota; Metazoa; Chordata; Lepidosauria; Squamata; Natricidae. Bases 1 to 1917 code for a protein of 638 amino acids. Gene Ontology annotation, molecular function: protein binding. The record is from RefSeq and is a predicted model, not a curated record. The transcript is spliced from 16 exons.
AUGGUAUUCAAACUAGGCCUCAUUUUUGAAAUUGAGACUUUAUUCAACGAUGAUGAAUGUUGGCAUCUUGCUGUUCAAUUUCAUCUAGAAUGUGCUUACACAUUUUUGAAUUAUUACGAGUAUAAAAAAGCCAAAGAACAUUUCCUUGCAGCUAAAGACAUAACUAAGUUACAGAUUGAGUUGACAGGUGCUCUGGGAAAAAGAACAAGAUUUCAGGAAAAAUAUGUAGCCCAACUGAUACUAGAUGUUCAGAGGAAAGAUAACAUCGUCCUUCCUUACCGAGAGCUUAGUCCAGCACCUACUCCACUAGAAGAUUUAACUAAGAAUUAUGCUUUAGAUGAUGACACUGUACUCAAUGAAAUAAAGUUUGAAGAAUCUCAUCAGAACCAGAUGCCUGACCUCUGUGCAGAAGAACUUGCUGUAAUCCUUGGCAUUUGUAUAGACUUUCAGAAAAACAAUCCUGUCCAUAAACUUACAGAAGAGGAGCUUCUUGCUUUUACAUCAUAUCUGCUCUCACAACCAAAGUUCUGGGCAAUUCAAACCUCUGCUCUUCUUCUGCGAACAAAACUUGAGAAGGGAAGUAUUCGUCGAAUGGAAAGGGCAAUGAAGCAGACCCAGGCACUUGCAGACCAAUUUGAAGAGAAGACAACAUCCAUUUGUGAACGUAUGAAGAUAUUUUACAGUUGCCAGGUUCCUCCACACUGGGCCAUUCAGCGUCAACUUGCGAGCUUACUCUUUGACCUUGGAUGUACCACUUCAGCUCUGCAGCUCUUCAAAAAGCUUGAAAUGUGGGAAGAUGCUGUUAUCUGUUAUGAAAGAGCAGGCCAGCAUGGGAAGGCAGAAGAAAUUUUAAGACAGGAGCUAGAGAAGAAAGAGACAGUAGGAUUAUACUGCCUGCUUGGAGAUGUUCUUAAAGACCAUUCAUACUAUGACAAAGCUUGGGAACUGUCCAAUCACCGCAGUGCCAGGUCUCAGCGCUCAAAGGGCCUCCUUUAUCUUCGCAACCGGAAUUUCAGAGAAUGCAUAGAGUGCUUUGAGCAUUCAGUAAAGAUUAACCCAAUGCAGUUGGGGGUGUGGUUUUCCUUAGGUUGUGCCUAUUUAGCAUUGGAAGAUUAUGAAGGUGCUUCCCGGGCUUUUCAGCGCUGUGUGAUGUUGGAACCUGAUAAUGCAGAGGCUUGGAACAAUCUAUCUACGGCAUAUAUCAGAUUGAAACAGAAAAUUAAAGCAUUCCGGACUCUUCAGGAAGCUCUCAAGUGUAAUUAUGAGCAUUGGCAGAUUUGGGAAAAUUACAUUCUAACCAGUACCGAUAUUGGAGAAUUUUCGGAAGCCAUUAAAGCUUAUCACAGGCUUAUGGACUUAAAAGAAAAGUAUAAAGAUGUCCAGGUGCUCAAGAUUCUGGUAAAAGUAGUCAUGGAUGGAGUAGGUGACCGAAAUGGGGAGACAGCCAAAGGAUUAAAGGGAAAACUGCAGGCCCUCUUUGGCAGAGUGACUUCUCGAGUAACAAAUGAUGGAGAAAUCUGGAGAUUAUAUGCCAGGCUUUAUGAAAAUGGGCAGAAUGAGAACUACGAAGACAUAGAAAAGGCAUUGCAGUAUCUCACCAAAGCAUACAAAUGUGAAAUCCAAUCAGGAGACUGGGACAAAGAUGCUUCCUCUUUUAAGAAAGUAGCCAGAGAUGCCCUAGAACUUGCACACGUCGCAAUGAAAUGCAGCAAACUGAAAACUAAUUACCAAGAAGCCUUGCCAAUACUCUCUUCUGCCCGACUCAAUUUGCGUGGUUUAGUCGCCAAAGCAAAGCAAAAUUUUGCAGAUGCUGUAAGUGAUGAAGUUUCCAGCGACCUCGUUGAAGAAAUGGCAGCAAUGGAGAAUUUGAUGAUGGAAUUGCAAGAACUUAGCAACCAGCUAAGGAAUCAGACUUGAGAAAAAGAAGAUCCGAUUUCUUGGAAAGACGGAAGGGCAAGGCUGGCACACUUCACCAGUUUUAACUUGUACUGAUGAGCAUUCAGUAAAUCAAAGACCCAAAGGCAUCUUUUAAAUAAAUAUUUCUCCAUACCACGCAACCAUUAAUAUUUGCCAAAAAGUUUUUCUGGUUAUAUUUAUUCUUUCCCAGUUAUGUGUGAUUUGCAUUGGCUUGGAUUUUAUGGAACAAAUUAUGCCUGCUUUUUUAUUUAAGAAUGCUUUUUUCUUUAAGAUUAGAUCUGUCCCUCUACAAAAGUAAUUGGCUUCUGUCCUUAUUGUGCACUUUAUGGCUAUGAACAAUUGGAGAGUUCUGUUCGUGUUGGAAGUGGGAAGGAAAGGGCUAUUUGAUUUGAUUGUGUCAACAGAAACCUGGAAAUAGGGAAGGGGGAAUAAAAAAUGGAAAUGAUUGUCUUCUGGGAUUUUUAAAAUGAAAGGACCCAGUUAUGUUUUCCUUAGCGUAUGCUUUUCAAAUGCAAGUAUUCACACACAAAGUAAUACUUGCUGAGAAAGUUUGUGCUAAUCAUUUUUAAAAACACAGGUUUAGGAAUACAAGUAGUCCUCAAUUUAUGGCCACAAUAGGUCCCA